This is a messenger RNA of Cuscuta europaea, 2575 nucleotides long. Lineage: Eukaryota; Viridiplantae; Streptophyta; Magnoliopsida; Solanales; Convolvulaceae. The record is from the annotation of a GenBank genome assembly.
AAAAAGAUAAGAUGUGUCUGCUAAAAAUAAAAAUAAAAAUGAAUACCGAAAAGGAAAUAUUACAAAAGGAAUACGAUAAUGAAAUAAUAUACAACAAAUAUAAGAGUGGCCUUCUCAAACCCAUAUUACGUUUAUACUUCCUCCGUCCCUAAAAGGAUUGCCAAGUUUGACCGGCACGUAGAAUGAUAAAGUAAAAACUAUGUGGUAGAGAUUUGUGCAGAGGAGAAAGAUGUAACAGGAACCACAAAUUGAUUGACUAAAAGGGAAAGUGACAAAGUUUUGGGGACAACCAAAAAAGGAAAGUUGACAACGUUAUAAGGGACGUAGGGAGUAGCAUAUACUACGUGUACAAUACACAAAUACAUACCACACCGAUGUCUAUGACCGUUCAUGCGUAUGCUUAUGAUAAUCAAUAUAGCAAAUGAGCUGAAUAGGAGUAAGGACGUUUCGAAAUUCCAAAAUAGGACUGUUAUGUUUUUAUCCUUAAAUAUGAGUAAUUUCUGUCAAAUUUGGAAAAAACUUGACAGAUAUUGCCAUGUUUCAAGCCUCAUAAUACCAAGCUUGGCAAAAACUUGGCAGAAACUGCCAUGCUCCUAUUUUGGGUAAUUUCCCCGUAAAAUUUAGAUUCUCUUCUUAGAUUUAUGUCUUCUUCUUCUUCAAGCUUUCUGAGUUCCAUCUUUACUUCCGGAAUUAUUGAAGAGUUUUCCACCAUUGUUGUAAUGUUAACCUUAAACAUGACCUGCAAUGGUGGUAAGCAAUCUCAGAGCAUCAGUUUCUUCAGAUAAGUCAAUUUCAUCCUAUCAUUCUUCUGGUGUUUCCUAUUUUUCUCUAUAUGCCGGAAACAAAUUCAGAUUCAAGUCCACGCUCAUCUCAUAAUUUUCAUAAUUAUGAUUUCCUUGAUGAUCCACUUUUCCUCUCCUCUUCUGAUCAACCAAAUCUGAGAUUGUAGACAAUAUAUUUGAUGGAUCGGAUUUCCUUUCCUGGAAAAGAGGUCUCCAUAGCUCUUGCAUCUAAAAACAGAUCUGGAUUCGUUGAUGGAACUUGUCAUGCACUUGAGAAGACUGACAAAAGGUAUCAUCAGUGACUAAGAUGUGAUCAUAUGGUCAUGAAAUGGCUACUUAACUCCAUGGAGAAAGCGAUCGAAGAGAACUUGAUGUAUUCUAAUACAUCAAAAGAACUAUGUUCAGAAUUAUUAGAGAGAUAUGGUCAUACAAAUGGAUUGGAAAUUUUUCAGCUCAAGAAGGAAAUUAGCAAUCUCACGCAAGAGAAUCAACCACUCAUUCAUUACUAUUAUAAUCUUAAAAGAAAGUGGUAAGAUAUAGAUAGUUUGGAUCCAAUUUCAAACUCUAUGUGUAGAGCACUCGAUCUGUGCACAUGUCAAUUGCUAAAACGAGUGCUUGACAAGGAGAAUCACUCUAAACUCAUUCAAAUGUUGAUCGGACUCGAUUCUGGCUAUGAAAAUGUGAAGAUCACUAUAUUGUCCAUGGAACCGCUCCCACCUAUAAACAAAGCGUUAUCACUGCUAGAGAAGAUUGAAAAACAAAAACAAAUCAGUGAUGGACUUGAUGUGCCCACACAAGAAAAUGAUUAUGCUUCUUCAUCUUCAGAAGGAAUCAAUAACAAUAGAGCUGAAGAUCAUAGGAGAGAUGUAUAUUGGAAUACCAUAAAAAGAAUCAAAACUGGAGAUGAUGACAAUUUUGGUUUUGUUGGAGCUUCAAAGAAGUGCACACAUAUUGUUAUCAAAAGGGACACAACAAGGAGGAAUGCUUUAAUUAGUUGAACGCUCCUACUGUGGCAGAAAAGUACAUUAGAAGGACCAAUGCUAUAAGUUAUAUCAUGGAAAGAAUCUUAGAAAUAAUGGAUAUUCUAGUCAAUUCAAAAGAAUUAAUCCAGGAAGUAUCAAUUUCAGAAAGCUGGAAGUGUUCAUGUGCUUGAUAAUUCUAAAGAAGACACACCUCUGGAAGACACUCCUAUGAUAACAAAUCGAAAUAAUCGAGACACGGCAAUUGAUAUGAAUGGAUUGAUCAACACAAUUGUUCAACAAGUGAUGAAAAUCAUUUCUGAAAAGGGGUGCAAAUGUUCAAAUCCAUCUAUAGCUAUGAACUUUGCAGAUAAAUCAUCAACUUCAUGUGUUUUUUAGCUAAUAAAGUUAUUCAUCAAGAUGGGAUAACAAGGAGUGUUUGAUCAUAUGACAUCUAAAGUAAAUUGGUUGCAUGAUGUUAAAUUUUGAGAAAACCAACUAUGAUAGGACUGCUGAUGGUUCAGUCAAAUAUGUUCAUAUGAUUCAAAAGAUUCAAUUAACAUAAAAAGUUGUUCUUAACAAUGUUUUGGUUGUUCCCGAUUUUCAGCAAAACCUAUUGUUAGUUGGUCAUUUGAUUGAAAACAUUACUCGAAUGUAAUUGUGUUUUCACGUGAGUGCAUCAUACAACCUUUCAAAUAAACUCAUUCUUAACACAUCACAAUAGAGGAGAGGAGAUCUAUAUCAAUUUCAUCUAGAUCAGUCUGUUAAUCACACAAGUAUCAAUGCAUACAUUUCGCGUAGUUCUUCUAAUAAUAGUAAACAUUUUACUAUGAA